Molecule: messenger RNA, 7461 nt
Organism: Polyodon spathula (Mississippi paddlefish)
Lineage: Eukaryota; Metazoa; Chordata; Actinopteri; Acipenseriformes; Polyodontidae
Product: forkhead box protein J3-like
Exons: 12
Coding region: 360-2339 (659 amino acids)
Biological process (GO): regulation of transcription by RNA polymerase II
Cellular component (GO): nucleus
Molecular function (GO): DNA-binding transcription factor activity, RNA polymerase II-specific; RNA polymerase II cis-regulatory region sequence-specific DNA binding
Source: RefSeq, a predicted model, not a curated record
GCGGUUCCCGGAUGUUUGCUGCCGAGUGGAAAGCGGACGGGAGAAGGUGGGGAAGCCGAGGGAAAGCACUGACCGACACACCGGUAGGGGCAGAGCGGGUCUGACCCGGGACAAACACCAAAAACUAUACAGCGGGGGGAGCAGAGCCCAUUCCCCAGGGCAAAGAAGAAGACAAAGUAGCGGUGGAGGGGGGUGGACUGUUGUUCCAAUACGUACCCGGACCGGUCCAGCACCACCAACCCGGACUCGUCAGAAUAACUGAGUAGGAGCAAAGGCCACACUGUGAAGUAAGGGAGCCAAGAGCCCAGCCCUUGUUUUCAUCUUCAGCUGCAAGUUCACAAGCCCUCCUCGGCCCCAUAAUGACGUCCGAGCUGGAGAGCAGCCUCACCUCCAUGGACUGGCUGCCACAGCUCACCAUGCGCGCCGCCAUCCAGAAAGCAGAUGCGACACAGAAUGCCCACGGACCGGGCAUGACCAAGAAGAACGCCUUGCUGGACCCCAACACCACUCUGGACCAGGAGGAGGUCCAACAGCACAAGGACGGCAAGCCCCCGUAUAGCUACGCCAGCCUCAUCACAUUUGCUAUCAACAGCUCUCCAAAGAAGAAAAUGACUCUGAGUGAAAUUUAUCAGUGGAUCUGUGAUAAUUUCCCUUAUUACAGAGAAGCUGGCAGUGGUUGGAAGAACUCAAUUCGGCACAAUCUAUCACUGAACAAGUGUUUCCUCAAAGUGCCUCGCUCCAAAGAUGACCCAGGGAAGGGGUCAUAUUGGGCAAUCGACACAAACCCAAAGGAGGACUCUCUGCCCACCCGGCCAAAGAAGAGGCCCCGAUCUGGAGAGCGGGCCUCAACUCCAUACAGCCUGGACUCUGAUUCUUUGGGAAUGGACUGCAUCAUCUCUGGAAGUGCCUCUCCGACUCUGGCAAUGAACACUGUGACUAACAAAGUAGCGUUGUAUAACACAGAUCAGGAUGGGAGUGACAGUCCCCGGAGCAGCCUUAACAACAGCCUCUCAGACCAGAGCCUGGCAUCUGUGAACUUGAACAGCGUCGGCAGUGUGCACAGUUACACACCGGUAAGCAGCCACCCUGAGCCUGUGUCCCAGUCCAUGACUCUACAGCAGCAGCAGCCACCGUCGCAGGCUCAGUACAGCAUGCCAGAGCGGGACAAACAACUCCUCUUCUCCGAGUAUAACUUUGAAGAUCUCAGUGCCUCCUUUCGCAGCCUUUAUAAAUCAGUCUUUGAGCAGUCUUUUAGCCAGCAGGGUUUGAUGACUAUGCCAUCGGAGUCAACGCAGCAACAGACCCACACGUCCUGUUCCUACCAACAAUCCCCUAGCAGCACAGUGAGCACUCACCCACACAGCAGCCAGAACAGUCUGACAAACAGUGGGGGACAAGUCCCCCUGUCCCACCCCCAACAAAUCCACACGCAACAGCAGCACCCGCAGAACACCCAUCCUGUGCACACUUCCCCACACCCCCAGCAGCACAGCCAGCACCUUUCCCAGCACCCUCAGCAGCAUGGGCAGCACCCUCAGCAACAUGGGCAGCAUCCUUCCCAGCAUCCUCAACAGCACGGACAGCAUCCGUCCCAGCACCCUCAGCAACAUGGGCAGCACCUUUCCCAGCAUCCUUCCCAACAGCACGGGCAACACCCUUCCCAGCAUGCUCAGCAACACGGACAGCAUCCUCAGCAACACGGACAGCACCCUCAGCAGCAUGGGCAGCACCCCUCACAGCACCCACAUGCACAGCAGCACCACCAACCGAACCACCAGCCCCUCUCGCACCAGGCCCAUCCGGCACAGCAACAGAUGCCCUGCAACACUGGUCUCCCAUCAGACUGGUACCCCAAUCUCGAUGCACUGAAAGAGAGCUGCCGCAUUGCUAGCAGUUAUAACUGGGCUGACGUGGACCUGUCACCGUUUCAAGGAUUAAAGGAGAGUAUGAGGCAGGCAGACCUCAAUAACUGGUCCUUGGACCCUUCCCAGAUUGCAGACCUCUGCUCGUCUAUCAACCAGUUUUUCACUCGGACUGGAGUCAUCCCGCCACAGGGAGUCGUCCAGCCACCUGUGUGUCACACCAUGCACUCAAACAAGCCUAGCCAGCACAUUGCUCCAGGAAAUAUAUACAUUGACUCCAGACAAAGCCUUCCAACUUCAAUGAUGGGUCCCCCAGGUUAUCCCCACAUCCCCCCUCUUAACAGUGCAGGACCGACGAUGACAGGACAUCAUGCGGCAAUGAACCAGCAGCACAUGCUAUCUCCUGCAAACUUCCAGAUGCGCCGGCUGCCUGCGGAUGAUAUCCAGGACGAUUUUGACUGGGAUUCCAUCGUCUAGGCCUCCCCCUGGACUGAAGGGAGGGGAGCAGGAGUUUGCCAGGCCGUGCUGCCCACUUGCUGUGGAGGGAGACAAUCUGGACAGGAAUCUUCAGAAGUACAUGCGUCAUUUUGACAAGACACUUCGGAGUCCUGAUCUUUAAAAUAAAUAAAUAAAUAAAUAAAAAUAAAAAGUUACUUUGAAGACAAUCAAAAUAUGUAGUAGGACAAGUUUAAAUUAUCGCUUUGUACUUGUCAAGGGGGCAAGAGUAGAUGUUUUGUCAAGCACACCCCCCCCUCCUCACAGAACUCCUGUAACUUCUUACUGUUGUGUGACGGGACAGCUUUUCAGAUUAUAACCUUCUCGUGUUGCCUGACAGGCCUCAGCUGCCACUUGGACAUGGUUUUCUCCAUAUGUGUAACAACUCCGUCCCCUUUUGAGCAGUCAGGCUGGGUCUGCUAAUUGAUUCUCAUGCCGUUGUGAGAUCUCAACAUAACAAAGCAGGUUGAAAUUAGGCAAAGCGCCAUCAGUUUGUAUGUUUUCAUUUCAUGGGGUGAAAGCUACAUUGAAGUAAUUCUUUUAAUGGGGUUUAAAUAACUGGUCUUUGGUUUUUUUAUUUUCAAAACCAAGGACUGCUUAUAUAGCACUAUUAGCUCAAAUAAAGGGUCUGUUUAAUGCUUCUUCCCUUACAGUAUUGUGAUUUUAUGUCUGUUUUUUUUCACAGCAAAUCUCACUGUAGGAUUGAGUAUAAACAUUUGCUUGUAGAAAUAAAUCCCUGCUCAAAUACAAUAACCCAUAGUGUGCAAAUGCUGUUAAAGACAAUUCACUUCUGAAUUCUCAUCAUGGGCAUUAGAUUUUUGAAAUCUGGAGACACAGGAGGCACCCCUAUCCCCUAGUGCAGACUGCACUAUGUGAAGGCUUUUGGUACAACCACAGUUCAGUGUCAGUUCUAAAAGCUACUGACAUGGGCCAUUAAGCCCUGUGUGCCUCCUGGAGAAAAGGAAAAAGACAAUGUGUGUUUGUCAUGUGGUGAGUUGUUGGUAUUGAAACUCCUGACUCAAAGCCAGGCAAAGGGGUUUAGCUCUUGUGUCUCCACACAUUUCCAGCUGAGGGUCGUCCACUGUGCCAGGCAUGAUGAGCCAGAAGUAGUUUGGUAAAAUUGCUCCUAAUUUCAAAAUCAAUUGCAAAAUUCUAACCUAUUCACAAAUAAAUAAAACAUUUUUAUGAGAUCAGUUUUUUUAAAAAUUUUAUUUUUAUUUUUUUACUUGCACAUCUUAUGUUGUUUUGAGUGUGUCCUUAAGUGUUUUGUGUGUGUGUGUGUGUGUGUGUUGUUUUUCUAGGAUAGCACUCCAGUUAAAGCAAGCCUUUUUUUUUUUUUUUUUUUCUUUCCAACACGCUCAUGGGUCAAGAGUAGCCUGCCUGAAACAUCCAUGGCAGGUAAAUUAGUGGGUGGGGAUUAUCGGUUUGUUUGCUCUGUUUUUACAUUUCUAGGAGUGACCUUUUAAUUUAAGAGCCUGGUAACCAACCGACUUGUGAUUAUCUUGCAUUUGUUAUUGCAUGGGGGGGUGUUAGUAAAUGACCUGCCUGUUUAUGCCCCAGCUGGAAAUGGCUCCAGAUGGAAAUAUUGCACUGUUGACAAAUUGAAAAUCUCUGUUGCCAGGUGUCAUAUUUCACAGAUAAACCAACAUACAAACAAGUGUAGACAAAUUAGUACCCUAAACCUGUAUUCGUUGCAUGCUUUUAUGGUCAUUGUGGCUAGUAUGAAAGGCCAUGCCUCUGUGCUAUUGUUGAAUAGUAUUGGGUUUGCAGGAUAGUGUGCCAUCUAGUGUUAAUUUCUGCAUGAAAUAUUUCCAAAUGAACAAGGUGGGGGUAUUUCCCUGUGGAGCGGAUAGUUGCAGGUUGCUUUGGACCCUUGACACUGUGAUGUAUUUAAAUGAUAAAAAUAGAGAUGCGUUAAAAACAUGUUGGGUUAAAAUGCAUUAGCUUAGACUACCAGUAGGUUUGAAAAACUCCCCAUAGGAGUGGUGAGAGUCGCCUUACCACAGGGGAUCCUUGUUUUGAAUCUCAGCUUAGCCCCUGAAUCACUGUGUGACCAUGAGGGAACACCCUGUGCCUUAGUUUGAAAUUGGGUGCAACAAGACCUCCAUUGGUAAAGAGGUUUGCUGCCUUGAUCAACAAUAUAUUAAGAAAUCAUUUGGUAAUUAAGUGUGUGUAGGAAGUGAGGGCAGGGUAUGCAUUGUGUUCUGUAGAGAGAAACUGGGCAGAUUAUGCGUUGUGUUGUGCAGAGAGAAAUGGGGCAAGUUUUGCAUUGUGUUGUGCAGAGAGAAAUGGGGUAGCUGCUGAAGGUUAAAUGUAAAUUAAUCAUAAGCAUCAUCUUUAACCUAAUCUAGCACAAAACGGGGACAUUUUGAAAAACUGUUUGGGGAAUACAAGGAUACAAAGUCGAGCACUUUUGGGAGAAGCUUAUCAAAGCCUUUAGCACUGACUAACAUUGUGAAAGGCCUGGUCCUCUUUUGAAAAGGACAGGAACUUCAAGCAAGGUCUCAGACCUUGGGAAGAGAGCUCUAACAAGCAAUGCUACUGAGGCAAUGCAAGCCAAGCUAACAAAGCAGCGUUUCCCUUGGCUCUAAGAAAAAUUCUCCAGGGCUGAUGUGCCUGCAGGGGGAUUAUUUCUCGGCCUGUUUCAGUUUCACCUCUUCUAGGUGUGCACUGUAAUUAGAAAGCAGGAUUUAGGGGGAAGCAGUGGACUAGUUCUGAUAAUCCCUUGCUCUUUCAGUGUUCACCACACACAGAUACACAGGAGGUUAAUUUCGUGCUGCAAGUGGUGUCAAUGCAAGUCUUACCAAAGCAGUGUCUUUAUUUUGUUACCAUGUGUUUUACAAACUUGCACAUUGAUACUAUAACCAGCUGUCCUGUUUGGCUCUCAGAAUUGUUGCUGACACACAGUGGAGUUUGGUUUUGUUUUAUUGUGUUUGUAUUCUAUUCCUUAAAUUGGCAACUGAAUACUAAGGGUAUCAUGCUGGCAGUUUUCUUUUUACAGCAUAAUAAACAGUUGAAAAAAAUGGGAAGUGCUGUUAGCAGAAGUGUAAGGGGAGGAUGGGUUUAAUUAUCUUUGUCUGAUUUCACAGACCCAGAUUAGCCCAUGUUUUGGACUGCCUUACCUAAAGUAAGAUUCUGUAGUCCAAAGCUUUGAUGGGUAGACCCGAUUUGAACCUUUCCAGUUGUGUAAACUGUGUUGCAUCUUCACAAGGCUAUCAGGGUGUUGUUUUCAGUGGUAGAGGAAUUGCAUAAAGGGGUACUGCACAAUGACAGGUAAUUAAACCCAGGAAUUGCACAAUGACCAGUGAUUUAAACCCCUUUCAUCCAGACAGCGGGAUCUUUCAGACCUAUCUGUUUCUAAAACCUUAAGGAAUACAAAUGCACAACAAUCAAAGGCUAUUUGUCAAAGUUGUGAAAUUGAUGUAUUUCAGGAUCACAAACAUGUAACUUUGACAUUUUCCAAUUGCUGGGCAAAACCCAGCCUUUCCUCCACAGAAAAGUUUUUUCAAAGGCGCCUGUGUAGUCUUUACUCAUUGGAACCCUCAAUUGUGCCAUGCCUUACUAUUGGUAUUACUGGCUUUGAAUAGAAAAAAGUACUUCUUAAAAAGCAAGGUCACCAAGGCCAAGCCCUGCUUCAGUGGCUGUUUCUGUUAGGUGUGUCUUCUAGUAGGUUUGAUACAGUAUGGGUCAGCUGAAUGUCACUUCCCUUAGUUAGCUACUUAUUACUAUAGAGUGCAGUCUGCACCAAAGGUAAACACUCCAGUAAUUUUAUAAAAGUUUUCUAAUAAACCUUUAUCACUGCAUUUUUUGUAACAUUGCCAGUUUUCAUUUCACAACAAUGGUACGAAUUGCACACUGCAGUAAAAAGCCUUGAUGAAUAGAGCCAUUGUAGCCGUAACAGAAGCUCAUUCAUUUGCAACUCCUAACUAGGGUGCAGUAACUGACAGUAAUUGUGUGUUAUUAGGUGUCAUCAGAAUUGUACUCAAAAUUAGUAAUGCCAAAAAAAUUAGUACCCAUUUGUUAAAAUACUAAUGACUUAGAAUUCCUGUUGGUUGCCUCCCACCCAAUAUAAAUCCUCACCCAUUUUAUUUAAUCCAUCUGUAUUAUGACUAUGUUUUUAAACCAUGGGCUGCUAGUAAGGUAAUUCUUUCUACAUGCUGUAUGAGCAAACCUAAAGUCAGUUAGGAUAGCUGCUUUAACAAGUGUUCCUAAUAUGACUUUCCUAAACAAUACUGUUAAAAUGUGCUUCCUGUUUCCUUUAGAUAUACAGAUGCGUUUUGUGUGUAUUAUGUCAGAUGAUAUUUUGAAGUUGGCUCCUGACAAAGCUACGUUAAAGACAAUGGUGCCUUCCUUUUUUUUGGGGGGGGGGGUGCACAGUUAUGGUUUCUCACAGCACCGAGAUGGGGAGUAGCAGGUGUACCCCAAACAUUGCAAUCUCACACUUUUUUUUUUUUUUUUGGCUGUGAGCAAAGCAAUAGAGAAGAAAGAAACAAUGUCAACACCCUGUUUUUAACAAUAGCCUGUGUGUGUGUGUGUGUCUCUCUCAAGUGUUUUUAAAUAAAUUGAAGAACAGCAUUUUUGCUCUACUGGUUCACAUGCAAAGUGGCUUGUUACAGUCAGGGGGAAAACUGCCAACAAGUACUGGUAUUUGAGGCCUAUUAUGUUAUUCAGUGUUGGUGUGUUAAUGUGCUUUAUUGUAAAUAUGUGUCUUUUAAAUGGUCCUUUUUUCUCUGGGUGGGAGGGGUGAUAUGGGAGGAUAAGGGGAUUAUUGAUAAAAGAAAAGAAUAUUGAGUAUUUUGUUAUUGUUCAUUCAGAGGGUGAUAUGUAUAUAUCUAUAUUGUAUAUAUGUGAUGAAAAUGCGUUUGCUUUUUGUGUGACACUACCUUGUACUGCUGUUCUACAGUCAGUGUUUUAAUGUUUAUAAAGUUUUUUUGUUUUUUUUUUGUUAUUGCACGGUUUAUUACUUUUGCUCUCAGAGGAAAUGACACAGCUACUCUUUGUAUCGGUUUAGUGCUGUAAAAUAACUCCACAGUGUCAUUAGGAUUGUCGCUGCCAGACCCGAUAUGCAUGAAUGGCACUUACAAAAUAAAAUAUGUUAACUUCA